AUGACAAGACUCGAAGAAACCCAGUCCGCCUCCUCGCUCCACGGCAAAGUCGCCUUGAUCACUGGCGGCUCGCAAGGCAUAGGAGCAGCCAUAGCGGUGCAAUUGGUACGAAAGGACCUCGCCGCCCUCGCGAUCACCUACGUCAAAAAUUCCAAAGGCGCGGAGAAAACGUUCUCGGAAUGCCUCGCAAUUUCGCCUUCCUUGAAGACCGUGGCUAUCCAAGCUGAUAUUUUGGACCCGUCCAUUGGGCCCAACCUUAUAUCGAGGACCGUCAAAGGUUUAGGUACGGAGCGGAUCGACAUUGUGGUCAACAAUGCUGCUGUCCUCGACAUGGGCCUACUCCAGCCAUUUGCGGGCACCACCCUGGAGACCUUCAGCAAGAUGAUGCAAGGGAAUGUCUUCGCACCCAUGAGCAUCAUCAAUGCCACCCUGCCCUAUCUCCCAGCAAAGGGCGGGCGGGUCAUCAACAUCUCCAGUAUAGCGGGACAACAACCGAAUAUCGACCCAGUCUUGACAUACGGCGCUUCGAAGGCAGCCCUCGAGAGUAUCACACGAUCCCUAGCGCUUGUGCUGGGAUUGAAGACCGGCGCAACAUUCAACAGCGUGAGCGUCGGACCGACUCAAUCUGGUGCAACCCUAGCAGCUGCUGAGAUCUUUGGACAACCGAUGAUCGACAGCGCGGUCGAACCGACGACGGCCGAGAAACGUAUGGGAGUUCCAGAGGAUAUUGCGUUUGUGGUUGGGUUUCUGGCGAGCGAGGAGGCAAGAUGGAUUAACGGACAGUUGAUACCCGCAAACGGAGGAUACAAGGACGUAUUGGCAGCGCAAGGAUAG
Messenger RNA from Cladophialophora yegresii CBS 114405, 834 nucleotides. RefSeq lists its product as uncharacterized. The record is from RefSeq and is a predicted model, not a curated record. NCBI's taxonomy places the organism in Eukaryota, Fungi, Ascomycota, Eurotiomycetes, Chaetothyriales, Herpotrichiellaceae. Bases 1 to 834 code for a protein of 277 amino acids. The transcript has a single exon. Gene Ontology annotation, molecular function: oxidoreductase activity.